CGUCACUUUGAGAAAUGCGGGCGAUAAGAUAAGCGGCGGCGAGCGGACGUAGCGAGAUGAGCAGGCAGUGGAGGUGUCCUGCUGCCAUGGAGUGGACGGCCUAAGCCAUGGGCAACGUGUGUCACCCCAAGCAAAAGUCGCAGCAGCUCACGGGGGCGGCCACCGAGGGAAAAUACAUCGCCACCGCCGUCCCCGACCUCGUCUCCGCCGCCGCCAGCAACAACAACAACGGACACCUGGAGAACAAAAAUUUCAUCAAGAUCGGAUCCAAGAAGGGUGUUUUGUAUCUGAACGAGCCGCAGGCCGACGAGUCGUCCGAUCCGGAGGAAGAGGCGGCCAAGAAGGCGGAAGAGGAGGCCAGGAAGGCGGAAGAGGCGGCCAAAAAGAAAGAGGAGGAAAAGAGGAAACGGGAGGAGCUAAAACGAAAGCAAGAAGCGGCCAAAGAGGAGCAGCGAAUACGGAAGCAGGAAGCAGAGGUCAGGAAGGCCGAGGAGGCGGCCAAGAAGAAGGAAGAGGCCAGACAGAAACAGGCCGAGGAGGAAGAAUUGAAGCGGCGGCAGGAGGAGGAAAAGCAGCGGCGGCUGGAAGAGGCGGCCAGGAAGAAUGAAGAGCAGCGCAAGUCGGAGGAGGACGCGGUGCAGCGCCUCAAGGAGCGCAAGGAGCGGCGCCGCAGCGACGACGCCAGGGCCAACACCUACAGCUUCAACCAACUGCAGCACAGCUACCAGAACGAGUUCCACAAAUUCCUGAUCAACAACACCCUGCUGGCCGUGCAGUUCGGCGACGAAAGUGAUCUCUUUGAAAAAGCGCGGAACGUCUGCAACUCGGACUUGCGUGAAAAUGAAAUGAACUCGCGCAUGACAGCGACGGGACACUUGAAGAAGGCCGUGGCGCCGGACGCCCUCCACGAACAACUGUCCCAAAUGAUCCGUUUUUUACCGGAGGACACGGCAUACUAUUCGAACGGGGUGCCCCUUCGGCCAAUCAGGGUGAUGAUCAGCCACGAGGACAUCCUAGUUCAGCAUCAGAUGGAAAACAUCUCCAGACCUUCCAGGAUCACAAGACUGUGCGUUGAGCAGGCCAAUAAUACGGACAGAAAACCGAGAAAAACUGGGUAUGUGCGCCUCUUGAGCAUGGAUUCGAAGAUCAGGUCGAGAAGUCUGGAGCGUGUGGCCGACGACCCGCAAGAGGGCUACCCUAGUUACAGCGACCCUGAAGACCACGGCACCAUUCCGGCCGCGGUUCGCGUGCCGGAGGCCAGUUCGUCCGACUCGGACGAGGGUGGCGAAAAACUGGCGCCGAUGAUCAGCUGGAACCUGAUGAUCGACCAGCAGAGGCCGUCGAUCAGCUCGAGGAGGAGUUCCAAGCGACCGAGCUACCCGACGCUGAACAGCAGCAGCAGCUCGUCUGGCUACAGGUCGGGAAGCACCCUGUCAGUGCCAAAGAGCAGCUACAGUAACUCAGACUCUGAACACAGCUACACGACGAUCGUCAGUCUGCACAGACACCAGUUGCUGGCCGAGCGAAGACUGCAGCUGGAGGGCGCCACUUCCAGGGUUGGCCUCCCGGUGAGCUGCUUCGCCAGCAAGACUGUGCCCAGUUACGACGAAAAGUCGGACCGGCUGUUCAAGACCAAGUACUACUUGAGCUCGACGGCUUUCAUGGACAAUUUUAGUGGGGUGUUCGCGGACAUGCUGGGCAAGGACUUGGGCUUCCUGCCCGUCUGGGUUGACGAGGCCACCGUGUACCGCACCACCAUCUCCGUCAAGACGACGCAGGACAGACUGGAGAUUAUUCCCACCGUUUCUUGCAAGCCACAAAACUGGCCCGAAAAGGCGGUUGAAUUCAUUCUGAGGAAUCGCGUGGAAGCAUUCGACCAGCGCACCCAGAAAAAAUACAAAUGGCCCUCGGAGGAGAUGAUCCGCGAGGUGACCUCCAAGGGCUACCAUAUGAUCCCGCUGGGGUACGUCCCCAGAAAGGGAUUCAACCCUGGCUUCGAACAGGAGUGGAGAAUCGAGUUUCCCGAGGCUGAGCGGUAUCUUGAGUCGCGUUUAAACGACACGCAGCUCCGCUGUUAUAUGUUCUGUCUGCUGCUUUUCCAAGUUUUCUUCAAACUGGACGGAAGUGUGACCGAGGACCAUCUUCGGCACGUCAUUUUCUGGCAGGCCGAAAAUCUCACUCUAGCGUGGGCCAAUUCCGAAAUGUUCAACAACAUUUUCGCCGUCUACAAAAGUUUAUACGAAAACCUUUCAAGAAAGGACAUGCCAAACUAUUUCAUCCGCAAAAGAAACGAUUUCCAGUCAAUACACGAAGCUCAUUUAGUGAAGGUGCAGAGGAAAUUGCACGAUUUUGUCCAUGAAAAUUCAUUUGGACACAUUAUCGCCGCCCUCCGCCGUCUGCGCUUAUCAGGAAUGGCACUUGGUCUCGAUCUGGACCGGCUCGUAGAGCUGAUCAAAACAAAGUCAACGCUUCUUUUGAUGAACCCUGAGCUGGGAACAAUGGUCACCACCGGCGAACAGACCCUGCCCCGGAGAAGAAAAGGGUCGGACGAAAGUGAAGGCUUGUGGGCUGACCUUCGCAGAGGCGGCGAGGACAGGAUGAAGAACUGGCGUCAGAAGGCGCACAAAGCUCUGGCGGAGGAGCGCCGGCAAGAACAGACCACAAAGUCAGUUCCAUCCAAGAAAGAACGCUCCCUGAUCGAGGUGGAUGUGCGGAAGAACUCCGUGUUUGAUGUGCUGCGCCGUCGGCUGAUCCUCGAGUUCUUCAUCGAGCACUUUGUCAAAAUGGUGCAGAAUUCUGGGGGUCAAAAGUUGUCAUUAGAAUUAGUGAAUCACGCCAGAAAUCUCGUUUUUCUGUACUCGGAGGAAUUCAGUGAUGACGACGGCCGCGUCGAAGAGUGGAGGCAGCAGUUGAAGCGCGUCCGGAAGGUGCAGAAGCGCGAGCAGCAGCGGCGUCAGCGCGGCCCCAUGGAGCUGCCGUCCGACGUGACCGAGAACUGGACCCUGCAGAGCGUCGAGGUGGAGAUUUGGAAGGGCCGCAGACUCAUGAUGGACGCCCCACCCACCAUGGUGCUGCACCGCACGGAAGAAGAGUCCGAAAUGGUCUCCACCGACGACACCGAGUUGUGAUCGUCGUCGUUCAAAGUGAUCUGAGAGUGGACUGAGACUUGAGAAACUUUUGUAAAUUUGCUCUAAUUCCUCCAGGUAAAGCGUAGAUUAGUGCACCAAAAAAUAAAUUACAACAGAUUAAAUAUCUGAUUUGGUAAGAGCCCUAAUUUAUUCCAAUAUAAAGGAAAUUGAAAUUUUAUGUUUCAUAAUUCAUGGAUUUUGCUAAAACAAAUUUUGUUUAAAAAGCUUAAAAUAUUUAGUGUUUUAUGUUUUAAAUAACAACAGCAAACUAUAAAUUGCAAAAAAAUUAUCAGUUGAUUCUAUUAUUAAGAAAUGUGAAGAAUAAAUUAUUUUAACGUAUUUUA
This is a messenger RNA of Neocloeon triangulifer, 3472 nucleotides long. RefSeq lists its product as uncharacterized. The record is from RefSeq and is a predicted model, not a curated record. NCBI's taxonomy places the organism in Eukaryota, Metazoa, Arthropoda, Insecta, Ephemeroptera, Baetidae. The coding region runs from base 108 to 3128 and encodes 1006 amino acids. The transcript has 9 exons.